Molecule: messenger RNA, 752 nt
Organism: Aspergillus aculeatinus CBS 121060
Lineage: Eukaryota; Fungi; Ascomycota; Eurotiomycetes; Eurotiales; Aspergillaceae
Exons: 1
Coding region: 311-604 (97 amino acids)
Source: RefSeq, a predicted model, not a curated record
CCAUGCUGUACUUGUUCAAGCUGCAUCUCCACCACCUCUUUCAAUCAUGUUUUAUUCAAGCUGUUGGCCGGAUUUUAUCCUGCUUUGCGCAGGUUAUAAGCUUGCUUUCCCGCCCCGUGCUUUCCCCCCGGAGAGGUUUUGCAGUGGCUCUCGAAACAUUCGUGACCGAAGGGUUCAUCUUUACCCACAACAAUAGCAAACUUCUGAACGCGUCAAUGCUCACCUUGCAAUGAGCGCGAGAUUCUGACUGCAAUCUACAAAACAACGAGUCUCCCUCCUACCACCUAUUCUCGCGAAAGAUACCGACGCAAUGCUCGACUCCGAUUUCUCGACAGACGUGCCAAUGUGGUUUCCAUUGGACUCGUUAGACAACCAGGCUUUCGCUCUGGACCCGGAGCUUGGCGGAGAAGACUUGUACGGGAAUCAGCUGGGUGUCAAUGAAUUCGACCUUUCGUCUGCCCAUCUGUUGAGCCCCGAGCUUUGCGCCGACUAUGAGUCGGCAAUGGCACAAGCUGCUUCGGGCCAAUUUCGGGUACCCCAUGUAUCAGGGAUGCCAGACACGCCAGCUUCCUCAGGAUUCGUGGAUAAACUCACGUCGAUGUAAGUCUGCCACAGCAAUUUAGAUUCUCCUUCACCAGAAGUCCCUCCUAGGGGGUCGGGCUUGCAGGAAGCCGGGAAUCUCUCUGCAGAUGGGCUGACUAGAACCCCUCACACUACUAGAUUUGAAGAAUCCACUUUCAACACUACCCCCG